GGCGUCCUAAUUUCUGCUUUCUCACGAGAGAAAAAAAAAAGAAUAAUAAACAGAAAAUAGAAAAGAAGAGUAAAAAAAAUGAAUGGAAAUGAUACUAAAAACAAAUGAACAAAAAAUUCCAUAUAAAAUCCAACCACAGUUAUCAUCUUCCACUCUCUCCAAUUGGUAACUAAAGGAAAUUCGAGAAAAGGUUCUCCUUUUCUCGAUUCCCCUUUGCUUCUUUGCAUAAAGAGUAGUAUCUGUAAGUUUGCAAGUAUUUCUGUAUCUGCUGAGAUGGAUGUGACCUCCCAAUCAGCAGCUGAAUCGGACGUCAACGCUACUGCCGCCGCCGCCGCCUCCGAGCGGACGGAGGCGCCGCCGGCGUACAUCUCGAUGGUGGAUCCGUUUCUGGUGGAGGCUCUUCAAAACCCUCGUCAUCGAUUGACUAUUUUACGUAUGGAGCUCGAUAUCCAGAAAUUCCUUCAGAAUCCCGAUUUGCAGCUGUUCGAGUUUCCACACUUCCCUACUUCUUACCUCCGUCUUGCAGCUCACCGUGUUGCUCAACACUAUGGUCUGCAGACUACGGUUCAAGAUAGCUCUGCAGAUGGUAUACGGAUUUUGGUCAUUAGAAAACCAGAAAGCAAAUUCCCUUCUGUUUCCCUUUCUGAUGUACCAGCUAAAGAGUCUGAAAAUGACAAACUUGACAAAAUCAAGGUUGUCCUAAAGCCUAGGCCCAAAGCUUCCUCGAACGAUGCCAGUGAUUCGGGCCAUAAACGGAGCCCUGUGAGAUCUGUGGAAGAGAGGAAGGAGGAUUAUGACAGAGCCCGGGCCCGGAUUUUUAGUAGCUCUGAUUUGGGGGAUGUUUCGGUCCAAGCUGUUUCGGAUGGAAGGAGUUUGAAUAAUUCCAGUGAGGAUGAAGUUCGUAGAAUUGUUAGUGUUGAUGGGGAGAAAAGCAUCAAGGAAAUAGGAAAUAGUUGUGCUUCGAGGGUAGCGAUUUUUAGGGACAGAGAGAAGGACCGAACAGACCCUGAUUAUGAUCGAAGCUAUGACAGAUAUGUCAAAAGCAUGCCAAAUGUGCAGAGUUUCAAUCCAGCACCUUUUAAUAUGCCGAGCUUCAUCCCUCCAUUUGUCCAUUAUGAUUCGGUUUAUCCUCAAUUGGGUCAAAUGCAUGCACCUCAGCCUGCUCUCAACUACAGAGGCCCGUUAAUGAGCCCGUAUUGUACUGUGGGCUUCAAUCAGACUUCGAGGGACCCUUUGUAUAUGCAGUGGCCCACUCAAUCCCUGAUGUAUGCUCAGUCGUAUGCUCAUUUAAGAAAUGGGGUUUUCCAGGCUCCUACCUGUCAGCAGCCUCUCAGUUUCGAUUACUCCCAGACACAGAUGUAAUGGUCCUAGGAAAUCUUUCUGUUUAGGUUAAAAUAUAGUGUUGAAGACAGUUGGUACUUGGUGUGUUGUGUUUUGUUUACUGUUUUGUUGCGAUUUUUCGACUAUUCUUGUAAACUUGUUUGUAGGGAGACUGGGAUUUUAAUGUUUUGACAGUUUGUUGGUUUUGUUGUGUCUGUACUAGAAAGUAACUAUUUCAGUGUUUUUUUUUUUNAGAGUACUUUUAGAGUUGUUUUACAUAAUUAUUUGAAGUUACAGCUGCAUUCACAUUUGGUCAAUUUGAAGAAGUGAUUAUGGGAU
This is a messenger RNA of Striga asiatica, 1659 nucleotides long. Lineage: Eukaryota; Viridiplantae; Streptophyta; Magnoliopsida; Lamiales; Orobanchaceae. The record is from the annotation of a GenBank genome assembly.